Galendromus occidentalis (western predatory mite) is the source of this 1238-nucleotide messenger RNA. Its product is annotated as malectin-A. The transcript is spliced from 6 exons. Bases 1 to 855 code for a protein of 284 amino acids. Gene Ontology annotation, cellular component: membrane. The record is from RefSeq and is a predicted model, not a curated record. Gene Ontology annotation, molecular function: carbohydrate binding. Lineage: Eukaryota; Metazoa; Arthropoda; Arachnida; Mesostigmata; Phytoseiidae.
AUGUUGCGGAUCUUGACAGUCGCCUGCGUGCUCACGACUUGUCGCGGUGCCGAUGCGGUGCCCCCUCAGGGCGCAAGCUCUGAGAGUCAGGCUCCCGAGGUGAUCUACGCCAUAAAUGCAGGAGGGGACACUCAUACGGAUAUACAUGGUAUUCGCUACGAAAGGGAUCCGCUUUUCGGUAAAAGUAAUUGUGGAACCGCCAGUGAAUUCGGACGCACUUUAUUGAUAGCCAGAUCACAUCUUAACGACCAAAUACUCUAUCAGACCGAAAGGUAUCACACAUCGACCUUCGGAUACGACAUACCGGUGUCGAGCGAUGGGAAUUAUGUGAUGAUCCUGAAGUUUUGUGAGGUCUACUUCGAUGCUCCAGGACAAAAGAUUUUCGAUGUUGUUCUGAAUCAUGAGCACAUCGUGGUGCCAAAUCUCGAUAUAUUCGCUAGGGUAGGCCGGGGUGUGGCUCUUGACGUGGUGGUGCCUUUCAAAAUCAAGUCGAACAUGCUUUUCGUCAUUGGUCAGCAAUCCACCCAUACCGGAGAAAUCCGGGUGGAAUUCGCGAAAGGAGAAUCGGACAAUCCCAAGAUCAACGCGGUCGUCAUCGCUAGAGGUGGCCCCGAUAGUGUACAUGAGCUCAUCGGACCGAUGCCCAUGCCUGUUCCCGUUGCCGUGCAGACCGCAAUCGAGGGCGAGACCGUGAAACCGGUUUUCACUCCUCUCGAGGAAUCGACGGACAAAACCUAUGCGACCCCCCCACCGGCAGAUCCGGCUUACGGGCUGGAAGAACUGAUGUCUCUGCUGCCAGUCAUCGGUGCGAUCGGAGCUUUCGUUCCGGUCCUCUUCUGCUGGUUCCGUAUUUGAGGGACUGUGAGAAACUGGUCAGCAAGUCUCUAUGAAUCCCUCGACAAGUACGCCGAUGGAGUCUACGGCUCUGAAAAGGAAAAAGGACGGACUCGUCUUCCACGUCUGGCGUCGGAGAUCAUCGAAAACCGACUCAAUUAAUGCCAACGAUUAGCGGAUGCAAUUUAGUUCAAUAUCCUCGUCAGACCGACAGCCGCAUAAUUCACGCUAUGGGACCUUCCUCAAUCCCAACAUCAAUGUACAUAUAUUUUGCUCAUGGACGCCGAUGGAAUCACCGUCAGAUCAGGCUGUUCCCGUCGCUCAUUGUAGAAAUCAUCUGCUCUCGUUCAGGUCCACAGACAUUGUAAAUGAAGGAGACAUUCCUCAAAUCUAGGUACAUAUAG